This is a messenger RNA of Teleopsis dalmanni, 384 nucleotides long. RefSeq names its product putative aga operon transcriptional repressor. The transcript has a single exon. The record is from RefSeq and is a predicted model, not a curated record. Bases 1 to 384 code for a protein of 127 amino acids. NCBI's taxonomy places the organism in Eukaryota, Metazoa, Arthropoda, Insecta, Diptera, Diopsidae.
AUGAUCCUUCUGGGUGGUCGUCUGCGUCAUGCCAACCGUAGUCUUGUGGGAAUUCUGGCGGAACAGGCCAUCGAAAAUCUUUGGUUCGAUCAGGUAUUUCUGGGUGCCAGUGCCGUGCAGCCUGACGAUACGAUUUCGACUCCGGAUGGCGAGGAAGCAAGCCUGAAUGCUGCCAUGAUGCGGCGUACGGAAGAGUGCUUCCUUCUCGUAGACAGCAUGAAGUUCGGGCGUCGGUCCACUUAUAAGGUCGGGCAUCUGGAUCAGGUGUCCUGUGUCUUUACGGAUACGGAACUGGACCCAGGACAGGUUCAGACGUUGCGGGAACGCGGGCAUAAGCUUGUUCUCGCCGGGCAUGCAGAAGGAAACAGCGAUGAUACUGAAUGA